AUGGCUCCAGACGGGAGCGUCUCUGGCGGCAGCGCGGGAUCCGUCGCCGUGGCCGCCUCCGCAAUCGACGUCGAAGCGUCGCAGGCGCAGCGAGGCGUUGUUAAUCCCGAGAAACGGGGAGAACCGGGGAACGGCAGAACGGAGGCGAAUGGCGACGAGUCAAACGGGAGGAUCAAGACGAGCGGGAAGAGCGGCGGCGACGGCGGCGGCGCGGGGAGCUGGGAAGAGCCUCGGAGCCGCAUGUGGGAAUGGCGGGAGAACUGGAUGGUCCACUACGAAGUUGCUGGGGAUGAAACGGACAGGUCUCUCCCCGCGGUGCUGCUGCUGCCGGGGUUCGGCGUGGGGUCCUUCCACUUCCAGCAGCAGCUGCGCGGACUGGCGGCAGGCGCAGGGGCAGGCGCAGGGGCAGGCGGAGCAGCAGGCGGGGCAGCAGGAGCAGAAUCAGGUGGAGAAUCAACUAGAGUAGGCGGAGGAGGAGGAGGAGGAGGAGGGCAGGAGGGAGGAGAGGCGCAGCAGCGGUAUCGGGUGUGGGCGAUGGAUUUCUUUGGCCAGGGCAAGUCCUGGCCUGCCAAGGACCCCGCUCCCUUCCCUGCUCCUGCUGCCGCUGCUGCUCCUCCUGCUGCUGCUUCGGCUUCUGCUGCUGCCCUCGGGUCGGACCGAGCAGGACGAGCAGCAGAGGAAGAGGAGGCGCUGCUGCUGCGAGGGGCAGAAGAGGGGAGGGGGGGACAAACAGAGUCAAGGGAGUCAAGCGAGUCAACGGAGGAGGUUGUAGCGGACUGGGGGUUUGGGCCUAGAGCAGAGCCGUGGGCGCGGGACUUGGUGUAUGGGUCGGACAUGUGGUGCGAGCAGGUUGCGGCGUUCAUUUCCCAGGUCAUCCAAGAGCCAGUGUUCAUAGCAGGCAACUCCUUGGGCGGCUACAUAGGCGCGUAUCUCGCUGCCUCGCACCCGCACCUGUGCCGCGGGCUCAUGCUGCUCAACGCCACGCCCUUCUGGGCCUUUGCUCCCAACCCAGCUGCCCCUGCGCCUUCUCUCCUCGCCCGCCUCUACCCGUUCUCCUGGCGCGGGUCUCUUCCUGUUCCGACGCUCGCGCGGGUGGUUGCACGGCGAUGGUGGGACAGUCUGCGCCAUCCCACCACGCUGCGCUCGCUGCUCACUCUUGUCUACACCGACCCGUCACCGCUCACCCCCGCGCUCAUAGACAGCAUCGCCCAGCCCACGCAGCACCCCGCCUCUGCUGCUGCCUUCGCCUCCAUCCUCUUUGCCCCCAAGGCGCGCCUCUCCUUCGACGAGAACCUCAGCAGCAUAACCGCUCGCGCCCUGCCAGUGUGCAUUAUUCACGGCCGGGACGACCCCUGGGUGGGGCCCAUGUGGGCGGCCAGAGCAGCCAGAGCUCUCCCGCACGCCGCCUUCUUUGAACUCUCCCCUGCCGGCCACUGCCCCCACCACGAGAGACCUCAGGUGGUUAACUACCUCAUCUCUUCAUGGGUCUCACACGUUCACUCCAACUUCUCCACGCCCCUCCCCCUCUCUCCUGAGCCGCACUCAACACACUCCCACUCCGACUCACCCUCCGCAGCUUCACUUGCCUCCUCCUCAUCCUCCUCCUCCUCACAACCCUCCACUGCUCUUCCCUGGUCGUUCCCUUCCCUAUUGGGGGAGGGGGAAUGGGAGGAGGGUGUGUGGAUAGACGGAGUGGGAUUACACACCUCAUCAGCAGAGAAGCAAGGGGACGUGACUGAACCAACCGUGACUGUAAAGAGUUCAGGAGGUUCGCAGAGCGUGGGUGCAGGAUCGGAACCUUGGUCCGGGAUUCAAGUGAGGAGGCAUAUGAAGCCUCCUCCCCACCCGAUUCAUCUGGUAGAUGCUGCAGUUGAGACUGUGUCUGCUACUUGGAGACGAAUCACUGGUAAGGCUGAUGCUGGUAGCGAUAACGGGAGGAAAAAGAGCCUGUGA
Molecule: messenger RNA, 1953 nt
Organism: Closterium sp. Naga37s-1
Lineage: Eukaryota; Viridiplantae; Streptophyta; Zygnematophyceae; Desmidiales; Closteriaceae
Source: the annotation of a GenBank genome assembly